Molecule: messenger RNA, 2953 nt
Organism: Nerophis lumbriciformis (worm pipefish)
Lineage: Eukaryota; Metazoa; Chordata; Actinopteri; Syngnathiformes; Syngnathidae
Gene: dcst2
Product: DC-STAMP domain containing 2
Cellular component (GO): membrane
Source: RefSeq, a predicted model, not a curated record
AUUAAGGUGUAUGACGUUUACCAUGAAUUGAUUAACGUGGACCCCGACUUAAACAAGUUGAAAAACUUAUUCGGGUGUUACUAUUUAGUGGUCAACUGUACGGAAUAUGUACUGUACUGUGCAAUCUACUAAUACAAGUUUCAAUCAAUCAACCAAACAAUGACGCCAGAGCUCUUGUUGCACUUACCAAUGGCCACCAGGGGGUGCUAAAUGCGCCUUCACGUGCCCUCCCUCCAAAGGUCAGCGCUAUGCUCUCACUUCCGGCGAUGGAAGAUCAGAAGCCACCUGAUGGAGGCAGGCUGGAGCCUGCUGGGGUUCGCGUCCGGCUUGCUUAUGGCGACGGCGUACGGCGCCAUGGUGCUCUCCCUGCAGAAGCAGUCGCUGUGGUUGUGCGUCUACAGCACGCUGGGCGUGGCGGCGGUGGCGGCCUUCGGGAUGGGACUGUCGGCGGACAUGCGCGGCAGCAUCAUGGUCAUGUUGCCCUCGCUGUGCUCAGCUCAUGGACGCAACUUCCUGCUCUUCCUCUCCACCUCGCUGGUUCUGUCCGGACCGCUCGCCAACACGAUGGAGAACACGGAACGAGCCGCCGCCAGCCUGCAGUGUGGCGCCGAUAUGGCGGCCAAUCAAACGCGGGAGUUGAUGCAAAAAGCAGCCGCGCCCCUCCUCUCCGCGUUGGAUCAGAUCCGCGAGAUCUGCCGCAACGCCGUCGCCACGUCAACAAGGGUUGAGAAGCUGAUCAUGUCUCUGACCGACGCCGUCCGCCAUGUCGCUCGCACUCUAAGGAAUGUUCUUCACUUCCUGGUGGACAUCGGAGACGUCUGCAACGCCAAGAUGGGCUCGCCGUACAGGAAGUGCCAGAGCAUCUUCACGCAGGCCCGAGCGGACUGCGACGCCCAGCUGGGGGACUUCAACUUCCUGUGCGACAUUGUCAGCGGCUUCAUGCGCCUCUGCGAGCUGGCUCGCGCCGGCGAGCUCUUCUGCGUCAUCCCCUCGUACAUCGCCAAGCACCUGAGGGAACACCUGGCCGAGCCUGCUGUCUCGGCCUUUCAGCGCAUGCGGCGCCAGUUCGACUUCAACGUGACGGUGGCGGCCAACCUUGAGGCGGACGCCAACGUAAGCCGGCCAUUGGGGAAGACUGCUCAAGACAUCCUUGAGGAGCUAACCUCAGACUUGCGAGUCUUGAAGAAGCUGAUGGGUCCAUUCUCCUUGGCCGGCCCGGUGCUGCUCGUCUGCUCCUUCCUCAGGGCCGUGCAGUACAGACGCAGGUACUUGACUAGGAUGAGUUUUGACAACAUAUACAUCAGCGCUCAGUUUGUAGAGCUGGACCGUCAGGUGACCGCUGGGGGCGGGGCUUCCGUCUUGCCAAUCAAUCGCAGAGAGUCGACCAUGUACAUCACGCCGCUGUCAUUGCGACUAACGAGCCGUGAGUGGCGGGUGGCCCUGGUGGGCGGGGCCUGGGUGCUGAGGCACGCGUUGGCGGCCGGCCUGCUGGUGGCGCUGGACUUCCUGGUCUUCUGGCUCCUGGACCAGGUUCACCGCCAGGUCCAGAGCGACGUCCUGGGUCAGGCUCCGGUCACCGUGGCUGUGCAGGUUAACGGGUCGGGUUACAUGGCGGACAUCAUGCGGGACGUGGUGGCGUCCUUCAACGUCCUGCAGGGAGGAAAGGUCACCGCCAUCAGCACAAAGUGUAUGCUGGCGCCGUCGGAACCGGACUACGCCGCCUGCUUCACCUUAGGCUUCCUUCUAGGUCUGGCCUUGCUGGUGUCGCUCAUCGGAGGACCUGUGCAGCGCGCCCGACGACUCAUGUGCGCUUAUCUCUAUCCUGAGACCGAGCUGGAGCGUCUCAAAUUCCUGCGCCAGCUGAUCAUGGACGAAAGGAGGGCGGCGGGAAGGGCGCUAGUGAGGGUGAGGCCCAAGAAGCAGGCACAUGGAGAGCAGAUACGCCGCUAUCUUGGUGCGCUGUUGCUGAGUGUGUACGCCAGGUUACCAAGGGGUGGAGCUUACCUGUCUGACCUGCUGGCCUCGUCAUCAGACAUGUGUCUGGCCUGUGGCAGAGGGGCGGGGUCUACGUCCUUCGUCUGCGAUGUACCUAAUUGUCCAGGUGUGUACUGUCGGCCAUGUUUCUGCAGUUUGGGGAAGGUGUGUGACGCAUGUGCGCGACCAUUGACCUUCCAGCAGUACAGCGAGGAGGAGAUUGACUCCAGUGAUGGCGAGCGUUAGGCCAUCAAGGUGCGGAGCUUCGUGCCGCCAUGCAGGCUCUGAUGUCAGGCGGGUAGACCUCAAAGUUUGACCUGUGACCCCGUGAUGCUGAUACACAUUCUUCCCUCGGUGAAUCGCACGCCGCCUCCUUCCUCGACACCGCCAACCGGCGUGAAUGGAAAGCAUUGUGUGUGUACUUGUACAUUGUCUCUCCUGUUGUGUUCUUUACAACGACCAUGUUUGGCGUUCCUGUAGGCGGAGCCACCUGCACACCCCCGAUUACACUCUAGUGUCACACCCCUAUCUGUAUUUACAUUAUUUACCAACACCUUUACUAUUAUUAACCAUCAUCAAAAGACAACGGAACUGAGAGUGGCACAAAUUACCUGCAGGGGGAAAACACACUUCAGGACAUUAAAGUUUCACUUAUUAAUGCCAGCUGAACGAUCUAAAAGGUGUUUAAUCGAGGCCAGGCCGCAGUUCAGCCAUCCACCAGCAGGCUAACGGCUAAAGCUAGCGCCUAUUUGCUGGUGUCGUACGCCAACAACACCGUCCCUUUGCGUCGGACCUCACUCCGGAGUUGGGUGAUCAUUGCUCAACGUGAUUUCACAUUAGUUGUGGUGUGCCUCAGGGGUUAGCGUAUGCCGAGCUAGUACACAAAUGCAGAUACAGUUGGAUGGAGUGGAUAUCAAAAGAGUCAGUGAAAUUACAUUUCUGGGAGUCACAAUAAAUGAUCAAAACCUGAAAUCACGUU